Hirsutella rhossiliensis is the source of this 465-nucleotide messenger RNA. RefSeq lists its product as uncharacterized. The transcript has 2 exons. NCBI's taxonomy places the organism in Eukaryota, Fungi, Ascomycota, Sordariomycetes, Hypocreales, Ophiocordycipitaceae. The coding region runs from base 1 to 465 and encodes 154 amino acids. The record is from RefSeq and is a predicted model, not a curated record.
AUGACUCCUACGAACACCCCAGGAGCUAGAGAAGCGCUCCUCCGCGACAGCGCCGACACCGAGCAGGAAGAUGCUGUAAUGGGAGACGCAGCAGAUGAAACCAAGACCGAUGAACCGGACGACCUGCCCGACGCGGAAGGCCCAGCAGUAACGGUUGCUCACGCGGCAGAGAGCCUCAUCGCCAGCCAGAUGGAAUCACAACAGGCAAAGCUGGCCGUCUUCCGCGCAUUCUGCACCGCCUUCGACCAGACAGCUGCCCAGUUUACCUCGGGCCACGCGCUCAGCUUCGCGAAGGACAUCUCGCGCGACUUCAUUAGCUACUGGGACGUCGCGCUCAACGGCGUGCCCACACGCGCCGGUAAGGCCCAUAAAAGUAUGGCGCAGACAGGAGGCCCCCUCCGCCAGCCUCGACCCACGGCCCCGGGAGGCCCUCUGGUCCAGCCGCCUAAGGAUGACCAGCUGUGA